Molecule: messenger RNA, 1523 nt
Organism: Rana temporaria (common frog)
Lineage: Eukaryota; Metazoa; Chordata; Amphibia; Anura; Ranidae
Product: gamma-glutamyl hydrolase-like
Exons: 10
Coding region: 203-1210 (335 amino acids)
Biological process (GO): tetrahydrofolylpolyglutamate metabolic process
Cellular component (GO): vacuole
Molecular function (GO): gamma-glutamyl-peptidase activity
Source: RefSeq, a predicted model, not a curated record
AAGCCACAUGAUCAGUGUUUAGCAGGCGUUUUCAUUGACUGAUAUGGGAUUUGUUUUUGAACCUAUCUAUGUCAUGUAUGCCUCUCGCUCUUGCAAACUUUGCUGACUAAUUGGCACGUGUCUUCCUCAUUCUUUGGACGAGGACCCCUCCCGGUCACAUUACUCACAUUCUGCUUCCUGGUUUCACUAUCAACGUUUGCGAAUGACAAGCCAAGAGAAGAGCCAAGCUUGUGAAUCAGCAAGAUGCAAGAGUGACUCCAUGGCAAAUAUGUCCUCUAUCAAGAUUGUUGAUUUAUACUCCCUUCUGAGCUUCGCACUGCUCAUCUCUAAAGUGCAAGGAAAUAAUGAGAGGCCUAUAAUAGGGAUUAUAACCCAGGAGGUGUCGGAUGAAGUAUUCUUCCAGUAUGGGAAAACCUACAUUGCAGACUCUUAUGUGAAUUAUUUAGAGUCCGCUGGCUGCAGAGUAGUUCCUAUCCGGUUGAAUCUGAGCGAAGAUGAGUAUCUCUCCCUCUUUCACUCCAUCAAUGGUGUUCUUCUACCUGGAGGAGCUGUUGGUCUUCUGACCUCUCAUUUUUCUCGGACAGCUGGAAUAUUCUAUAAACUGUCAAUUGAGGCUGCUUCUUCUGGAAUAUAUUUCCCUAUCUGGGGGACAUGUAUGGGAUUCCAGAUCCUCACUGCCCUAACGACUGGAGAGGACUUAUUAAGUAACACAUCGGCUGAAAACAUAUCGCUUCCACUAAACCUCACAGAAGACAUCUCCUCCAGCAGAAUGUUUCGGCACAUUCCUCCAAAAUUACUCCAUGCUGUCACCAGAGAGGACAUAACUGCCAAUUUCCACCACUUUGGCCUAACCCCAGAGGUUUUUUAUGCAAACAAGAAGCUAUCUGAGUUUUAUCGGAUCCUGUCCACAAAUCGAGAUACGAAAGGAGUGGAAUUUAUUUCAACUUUUGAGGCUCGAGAUUACCCUAUCUAUGGAGUGCAGUGGCAUCCAGAAGUGAAUCGCUUCCAGUGGAACCGGGACUAUGCCUACCCACACUCUGAAAAUGCAAUAUGGUUAUCACAAUAUAUGGCCAACUUCUUUGUUAAUGAAGCCAGGAAAAACUCAAAUCACUUUCCAAGUGCUAAAGAGGAGGGAUCAGCUCUGAUUUACAAUUGGACACCAACAUACACAGGGAAUAUCAGUGGCUAUGAGCAGGUCUAUUUCUUCUAGCCACCAACAGGGACACCGUUUGAAUAAAAAUGUAUAAAGUUAAAUAUAUACAUAGCAACAUAUAGAUUUAAACAUGUGAACACCCACAAUGCCUUCCUAGCUUCCCCCCUGGGACACUUACCUUUUGUUCCCUUGCUUUAUGGGUGCUGUAAAAAGGACUGGUGCUUUUGUAAUUGAAUAAAGAUCUUGUACUUGGUCUGGAAGCUGAUAUGAUGAAGGUGGGUUCCACCCAAGGUGAGCUCAAGAAUUGAACACUUGAUUAUUAUAUAAUCUUCACAUUUAUGCAAUAUUAAAACCAAAAAGCAAAUAUUUA